This is a messenger RNA of Mytilus trossulus (common blue mussel), 920 nucleotides long. Its product is annotated as NAD(P)H dehydrogenase [quinone] 1-like. The transcript has 4 exons. Lineage: Eukaryota; Metazoa; Mollusca; Bivalvia; Mytilida; Mytilidae. The record is from RefSeq and is a predicted model, not a curated record. Gene Ontology annotation, cellular component: cytosol. Bases 103 to 897 code for a protein of 264 amino acids. Gene Ontology annotation, molecular function: NAD(P)H dehydrogenase (quinone) activity.
UAUUCAUUGAAUACCUCACCAUUUUACAGGUGUGAAAAUUACGUUGACAUGAAAAUCGAUUAUUGUAAGCAUAUGUACCAAUAGUUCUCCUGAAUCGAAAAGAUGAACAAGAAAACAGCUCUGAUUGUUUAUGCUCAUCCCGAGCCAAAAUCGUUUAAUUCAGCACUUCGCGACACAGCUGUUAAAAAUCUUAAAGACCAAGGGUAUAAUGUUAUAGUGUCCGAUCUUUACGCACAACAUUUUGAAGCAGUGAUUUCAAAAACAGAUAUUAUAGGUGAACUCGAGGAUCCAAAACAUUUCAAUUAUCCAAAUGAAGUCGGCGCAGCCUAUAAAAAAGACAGUUUGUGCUUAGAUGUCAAACAAGAAAUACAAAAGUUAAAAUUGGCUGACUUGGUUAUUUUCCAAUUUCCAAUGCAAUGGGCCUCAGUCCCAGCUAUUCUCAAGGGUUGGUUUGAGCGUGUUCUUAUCAAAGAUUUUGCAUUCAGCUUUCCAAAAAUGUUAGAUGAAGGACUUCUUAAGGGAAAGAAAGCAGUUUUGUCAUUUACAACAGGAUGUCCAGGUGGAAUGUUUAAACCUAAUGGUUUGCUAGGAGACCUAAAUGUGAUUCUUUGGCCUAUUCAGUAUUGCACACUUCGAUUUUGUGGAUUUGAUGUUCUGAAGCCUCAGUGUUCAUUUUCACCAACGCAUGCCGAUGACAAACAGAGAGAAGAAAUGCUGAAUGCUUGGGGAACUCGCCUAAAGAACAUUCUAACAGAAGAACCAAUAAUGUUCCCAUCGCUUUCUAAUUUUGAUGCACAAAAGUGGUUUGUCAUUUCUGACAAAUAUGUGGAGAAACAAAAGAAUAAAGAAGUCGGACCAUCUGUUGGACAUCAUCUGGGCAGAAAAAUGCCACUCUGAAUACAGAUGUUAAUACAAAUAUU